This is a messenger RNA of Hippoglossus stenolepis (Pacific halibut), 2968 nucleotides long. RefSeq names its product WSC domain containing 1b (gene wscd1b). The transcript is spliced from 9 exons. Bases 547 to 2235 code for a protein of 562 amino acids. NCBI's taxonomy places the organism in Eukaryota, Metazoa, Chordata, Actinopteri, Pleuronectiformes, Pleuronectidae. Gene Ontology annotation, molecular function: sulfotransferase activity. The record is from RefSeq and is a predicted model, not a curated record.
CCCGUCAACACACACACACACACACGCUCACACACACACAGCGCCUGGGCUUUAUAUCGCCGUGCCAGCCUUUCAGAGUGACGGCACUGGCUGAGAGAGAGAGGGAGGGAGAGAGACAGAGACAGAGAGAGAGAGAGCUUAUAUAACACCAGCUCUGGGAAAUGCUGGAGAGCCGGGGGGACGUUUGCCGGACAAUAAUCGGGGAAAACGGCGACCACAGCGGCCACAGACUGAGAUGCGGUGGCUCGACACCGGGAUGCCGUCGGACGCGCACCGCGGCUGAAGCUUUUCCUCACGGAUCAUCCUGGAGUCAGUGACCAGAGCCUGGAUAUGACAUCCCUCUCUGUCGUAACACAUUCACUGUUUCUGUGCUGCUAUUGGUCAUUGUGGCAAUGAAGGAUCAAGACACACCGUCUAUACCACUGCCAGAUGCUGUCGGACUGUCUCAAAAUCAUGAAGUUCUAAGUAGGCUACACAUCCAUCUUCUUGCUCGUAAUCCAUGAACUGGCCUUCCGCUGAGGUGAGAGACAGUCAAACGGCGUGGGAAUGGUGGCACCUCUCUACAAGCUGCACUGCCUGUUGAAGCGGGCUCAGAUGCUGCUGCUCUGCCUCGGCAUCGCCUAUCUGAUGGCCGGCAGCAUCCUGCUCCUGCAGCGCUCCAGCAUCAGAGUCGCCCAGCCAAACCUCGCCAUCCUGCCGCCCAUGCUGUCCCUAGCAGCGCCUCCCACCGCCCUCAGGACAGCGGGCCUGGCCGUGAGGGCCCGCUCCAGAUGGGCCGCCGUUCAGUCUGUCUCUGGAGGGGGAGCCAAGGCAGGGCGACACUGGCCCGCUUCCCGCAGCCUUGGGGUCCAACACUUGCAUCGCCGCUGGUUUCACAGUCUGCUGCCAGAGAGUCCAGAGCAGAGAGUCCCUCUGCACAGGAGCAGCAGGCACAAGGGGACCUACAUCGGUUGCUUUCUGCACAAUGCCAGUGAUCGAGCCCUGGGAGGGACCAUGCUUUAUGACCUGCGCAAAAUGACCAGUUCUCUGUGUCAGGACACCUGCUCGGAAAGUGGGUACCAGUUUGCAGGUCUGGAGUACGGAGCUGAAUGCCACUGCGGGAACCGGAUCACUAGCCUACGGGCUCCUGAGGAGGACUGUAGUCUGGUCUGUCGGGGUGAGCGAGGUUCUCCCUGUGGCGGUGUCGGCCGACUCUCCAUUUACAAGGUGGAGGAGCAGCUGCCGGGUCACAGAAAAUUCAGAAAUGUUCACUUCCGCGGCUGCUUCAAGUUGAAGAACAGCACAGUCGCCACCUUCCCCGUCUACUCCCUUCAGCCCAACCUGACAACACAGUCCUGCAUAGAGACCUGCACUGAUAAGGAGCUGCCGCUGGCUGUGUUCAAGAAACCGCACUGUUUCUGUACUUGGACGUCUCCUCUGUUCAGUCUCAACACUGCUCUGAACACCACCAGCAACUCCACACCCACAGCAUCCACCGAGCACGACCACUACCAGGUGUAUCACACGCCUGUGCUUGACUCCAGGUGCAAAGAGAGGAUGUUUCUGCCUCAGAGAUCCAGCUCCCUCGUGGCUCUUUCCAGUUUUCCUGGUGCAGGCAACACCUGGGUACGACACCUCAUCGAGCUUGUGACCGGCUACUACACUGGCAGCUUCUAUUUCGACGGCACGCUAUACAACAGAGGUUUCAAAGGAGAGAAAGAUUACUGGAAGAGUGGCCGCAGCAUCUGCGUGAAGACCCAUGAGAGUGGUCAGAAAGAGAUUGAAAUGUUCGACUCGACCAUCCUGCUGAUUCGAAACCCUUACCGCUCCCUCAUGGCUGAAUUCAACCGCAAGUGCGCCGGACAUUUAGGACACGCUACAGAUACACAGUGGAAAAGUAAAGAAUGGCCAGAAUUUGUCUCCAGCUAUGCCCCCUGGUGGGCAUCCCAUGCACUGAGCUGGCUGAAGUUUGGACACCGCCUGCUGGUGGUGCAUUACGAGGAGCUGCAGAGAGAUCUUCUCCCUCAGCUCCGUCUCAUCACAAGUUUUCUAAAUGUCACUAUGACUGAGGAGAGGCUGCUUUGUGCCCAGAGCAACCAGGACGGCCAUUUUAAGCGUUCGGGGGCGCAGAAGUCCUCCUUUGACCCGUUCAACCCCGACAUGAAACAGAUGAUUGACUCCUUCAUCCACACUGUUGACGAGGCACUGCAGAGCAGGAACUUUAGCAGACUUCCACAGGAAUACCUCCCUAGAUGAUGAUGAUCUGAAAAGGUCACCGAUGCCUGGUCCAGCAGGGUAGUUCUUCACGAAGUGCUCUGUGGGGAAGAGACACACGCUGGCUUAUACAAGUGGACCACCUGACUGUUUGAUAAGCCAGACGCACUAUGAAUGGCUGGAGAGUCAUGGAAACACAGCAGAGGUCACUGGAGAAAACAUGACAAUUCAUCGUGAGAUCCGCCGGUGAAGAAUGAUGAACGCCUCAGGGCCGGGGACUGCCGCUCUGCGAGCAGCAAAUAUGACAAAUACUCAGAGAGGAUUUGAUGUGAUUUGUUGGACUGCAGCGCCGGGAUUAUCCAGCAAAGUGCCCGACUGCACAAAUAUGAAUGUGUGUAAAUCCAGGGCAGACUCAUUUCAGUUAAAGAGGGGUUUUUCUGUGACUCUUCCCAAGUUCACUUUAGUACAUAUAUAUUAUGUUUCUAAUAUACGACCGUGUUAAUAAAAUGAUCUGUCAUACUAACACAGAUGAUAGACACAGGAGCAUUACUCUGAUUGUACAGUGUUUAAGGGGGGAUUCCACUGGUUGCUCCAUCAUGGUGGAUAAAAGCCUUAAAGCCGAAUGAUGUGACUGAAUGGACUCUCCGUACGACUCGUACAUGACUGUACACGAAGCAGAAAUGUGUUGAUUACAGUGAAGCUGCUUUAAACUGUAUGUGACACCCAGCUGUUUCAGUUAUGAGCAUUUUAUUUUAUUAAAUGCAUUUGGGUUGAA